Molecule: messenger RNA, 12735 nt
Organism: Coregonus sp. 'balchen'
Lineage: Eukaryota; Metazoa; Chordata; Actinopteri; Salmoniformes; Salmonidae
Source: the annotation of a GenBank genome assembly
UAUAGCCUACACAUAAUUCAUUCAAGUGAAGUCUCGCGGUGUUUAGACUCCUUUCAGACAUCUUGCAUUUUUCAGUCUGAAAGAACGAAUUUAUUAAAUACCGUUGGCUUCAUCGGGCCAAGCGAACCCAAAAUAACAGGGCCGUUAUUGUCGAUAUUCGUGGGUUAUUUGUAUUUCGACCUAAUGCAUGUUAGGCUAUAGGUGGCUGAACCGAGAGCUCGUGUCCCAAACUCCUGAGUGGAUUGUCUCUCCCCGGGCUCUCGAGCCGUAUCGUGCGUCAUUUUCAUAGCUGCAUUUUGUUUUUUCAUCGAGGCAACAUGGCAACUCCCGCCGCGGUCAAUCCAUCGGGUAAGUCGCGAUUUUAACAGUGGGGUUUUAAUGGUGUUAAAAACUGCGCUUUAUAUCUUGGAAACGCAAAAUGUAUUUUUGACAUUUACCGAAAUGGAAAGCCGAGGCGCUUAGCUCAAGACGCCAACGUCAGGAUCACAGAGCUCAAGCUCUCCACAGCAUCCCCUUCCCCCACUUAGCUAUGGCAGCCUCAAAACACUUUCUGUACACUUAUAAACGCAUUUUCUUCAUUUUAGCGUGAACAUACGACCAUUAUUUUCACACAAACAGCCUAUGAUAGGGGCAGAAGCUUUAAAUGUCUUGCAUUUAUUAUCUGCAAAAUUAGAUGCUGGUUGCGUGUUGGCUCCAUCCAACAGGCAGCUAGCUAGCCGCUGCUAAUUUACGUGCUCUGAUUUCACUGAAUAGUCAGUCCCCUUCGCGAUACAAAGGUUAUUUUGCAUAUCCGAGCCCUUGGUUCAUCGACGUUAUCUCGGGCUAUUUGAAUCGAAUCAUUUCGAUGUUUGUCACUGGUGACAGCGAUUUGUUGGUCCCUCUCCAUCGUCGGUUGAUUCGAUAGUCAUUAGAUAGAUUAAAUCUGCAGCUUGCUAGGUGCUAACAACACUUUUGAAGGCUGGCUUUCUUUACUCAAUGUUAUUUGGGGAGAAGUUAAAGUUUUUUUUUUGAAUGGCCAAACUAACUAGUAGUGGUCUAGCUAGUCUAUUUGCAUGACCAGUAAAAUAAUUACCUUUAUCUGCCUAUUUGCCUGUUGAAAGAUAUAAGUUACAUUUGUCUAUGAUUGAACUUUGAAGCUCAAUUUGUCAUGUAAUGACAGUCACAAAGGAGUUACAUUGUUGCUGUUAUGUAGCCAUUACGUUGUUAAAUUUUUACAUUUACAUUUUACAUUGUUACUGAGCAAAUAAAUGUACACACAGCGAAACUUUUUUGUUAAAUGUUUACUCUAUUAUGCGGAAGUACUAGGCUACAAUGCUGAGGUGCAGUUAUAUCGCUGGCGCUCUUAUUAAUAUAAUCAAUUCUGGGCAGUGAUACAAGUUUGGUAGUGAUAUAGAAGCAAAACAUUUAGAGGAAGGCAAAUAAUGGUUUAUAUACGCUUUGCUGAAUUGCUGCUUGUCAUCAAAUAUGUGUAGGCUAUGGAAUGUGGCCUUCGCCUUGUGUGUUGAAAAAAUAAUACUCUAAAAAUAGGCCUAAAUCUUACGUUUCCUAAUGUGCAUACACUCCAGUUCUAUUUGCUCUGUUUAGCCUAGGCCUAAUGUAUUUCGUGUACACUAAUGGAUUAUUGAAACCAACUGUUCUACUGCCAAAAACAUUUAAUAAGAAAUUGAUUUUAGAUUUACUGAUUUACUGUCAUUUCCCAUAUUAACCACAACAGCAGGUCUCUCUCUCUCUCUCUCUCUCUCUCUCUCUCUCUCUCUCUCUCUCUCUCUCUCUCUCUCUCUCUCAUUGGAAAUGUAAAUUAAGUAUAAUAAAUAAAGAACUAGGAUGUUAACAGCACCGUGGCUGCAUAUAGAGUUGCCAUGUGAAGAGAAGCAUGGAACAGAAUGAACUGAUUAUUAUUACCUUUCUCCCGAAGAGUAUGUUCAUUAACUACUUCCCACAAAUCUAAAAACAUUGCAUUUUAUUUUUUAUUUUUUAGCAAAGACCAUUUUUUUGCUCAUUAAAGCCAAAUUACAGAAUGCAUUAAUCUCCUCCUAUCCCAGUAACAAACCUAUUUGUCAGGUUAUUCGAUAGGCUGUAAUCCAUGUUUGUUGUGUUAUGUUGUGAGAACCAGUGAUAUUAUGACCUCUUUGGGUGGAUUGAGGAAGUAUGCUGAAAGAUUAGGCUACACAGGGAAUGCUGGUACUAGGCAUGGUGGUGCUCCUCCUAAGUAAUGAUAGGGGAAACCCUGGCAGUCCUCUCCAGCCCUAGCCUCCUGUAGCCAGACGCUGUGUUACUUGCUGUCCUCUCAGCCCUAGCCUCCUGUAGCCAGACGCUGUGUUCCUGGCAGUCCUCUCAGCCCUAGCCUCCUGUAGCCAGACGCUGUGUUGCUGGCAGUCCUCUCAGCCCUGUGUAGCCAGACACUGUGUUCCUGGCAGUCCUCUCAGCCCUAGCCUCCUGUAGCCAGACACUGUGUUGCUGGCAGUCCUCUCAGCCCUAGCCUCCUGUAGCCAGACGCUGUGUUACUUGCUGUCCUCUCAGCCCUAGCCUCCUGUAGCCAGACGCUGUGUUCCUGGCAGUCCUCUCAGCCCUAGCCUCCUGUAGCCAGACGCUGUGACCCUGGCAGUCCUCUCAGCCCUAGCCUCCUGUAGCCAGACACUGUGUUCCUGGCUGUCCACUCCAGCCCUGUGUAGCCAGACACUGUGUUCUCACCUAGAACCACAGUACGCCAUACUACUCCAGCCCCUGUCUGGCUGCACACCUCCUGAUCACUAGUUAUUAUGUGUGUAUGAGUGUUGUGUUGUUUAUAUAGGUCUAGGCUAAGUGUUGUGUGGUGUUUAUAUAGGUCUAGGCUAAGUGCUGUGUUGUUUAUAUAGGUCUAGGCUAAGUAUUGUGUUGUUUAUAUAGGUCUAGGCUAAGUGUUGUGGUGUUUAUAUAGGUCUAGGCUAAGUGUUGUGUGGUGUUUAUAUAGGUCUAGGCUACUUCAUGAAUUAAUUAAUUAUUUGGUUCUUUACUGGGGUCUGCAUUGCAGCUGGGGGUUUUCCAAGACAGAGGGAAGGAGAGGGUAGUGGAAGAGCGGGAGAGGAGGAAGAGGAGAGGAGAGGGGGAACGCUAGCUUGUAUGAAAUAUUAACAGAACUGCUGGGAGCACUGGGGCAGAGGAGGGGGUUUGUUUAAACUGCAUUGUUGGUUAAGGGCUUGUAAGUAAGCAUUUCACUGUAAGGUCUACACCUGUUGUAUUCGGCGCAUGUGGCAAAUAAGAUUUGAUUUGGCCUAUCCAUAACAUCUGGCUGAAGGAGUGAGUGAGUAGACCAGAGAGAAGGAAGGGAGGGAGGGAGGGUGAGUUAGUAGGCCUGGGAGAAGGAAAGGCACAGAGAGAGAAAUUGUGAUUUGGCACGCAAUGUGUUUCAGCUCACCACCCAGCACGACACAGAGCUCCAUAUUCAGUAUUUCUGUGUCCCAAAACAGACUGUGUUUAGGCUACAUUGAAAACAACUGAAAAGCCACCAUGGCAUGCUCUUUUGGCGGUUCAGGUACCACAUUUGGCAAUGUCCACGCUUUCAGAGUAAUAUUAAUGCUGCUGUCAUACAGUCACAAUGUCUAAUGCCAUGUUCUCAUGUGGUACCUUUCUCUGUCGUCUGUUCCAGAGAUGGGCAGUGAGUUGCCGGGGCCAGUUACUAUGCCGGGGGCGGUGGUGGGGGCAGGCCAAGUGAGGAUGGGCGGAGCCAUGCCUGGCCGCGGGGGCAAGAGGAGAUCCGGAGGGUGAGUACUAUUUUAUAUCUGCAUUUUACCCACAAGUCUAUUCCACUGGUGUUCCAGUAGUAUUACACCUGUAUACCAACAGUAUUCCAUGUUUCUCCCAAGACCAAAUAUCAAUAGAAUUGAAUUAAAUUGCUUAAUUAUUCCAAUGAGCGGAACUUCAGGCACAGAUAACAAAACACAGAGCAAGCACACAGGCCAAUAUUCCAAUGUUGAAUUUCAAACAAGUUUUAUUAGCAGGACAGGGUAACACAAUGUCAGAGAUAUACAAUGUAUGAUAGUUUGACAUAGUGACACCGAAAAAGGAAACAUUAAUCUCAUAUAGCUGCAUGUAUGAUUAAAAAAACACUCUCAGGUCGAAGACAGAGGGAAAAGAAGAUUACGGGAGUAUUCCACGGUACGUUAUCCACCGGGGCAAAAUCAGGACGUAUUUACCCCAUGCCCUGGCAUUUUGCCUAUACAACAACAUAUCCAUUAUACAUCUAGCCUACACAAACAUGAACAAAUUAAAGCAAAAGCCAUCCAGGCAAUAUGGCAACUCGACAUGACACAGGGAACACAACAGGGACCUGUCCAGGGCAUCUCUUAUUUACUCCUUACAUUAAUGUUUGUGGAUAAAAACUAAAAACUGGAGACGCAACAUGUCAUUUCCAGUAGGAGCCUGACUAAGACAGUCAACAACAUAUACUAACACAGAGGAAUGAUCCUCAAUGUUCACUGAGAUAGGCUUAUGCUCAGUGGAAGCAUGCUGUAUGCAUACUGUAUUACAUCAGGCAUAACCAUGCAUAUUGUAUUACCUCUACUAUCAGACAUAACCCUGCAUACUGCAUUACAUCUACUAUCAGACAUAACCCUGCAUACUGCGUUACCUCUACUAUCAGACAUAACCAUGCAUACUGCAUUACCUCUACUAUCAGACAUAACCAUGCAUACUGCAUUACAUCUACUAUCAGACAUAACCCUGCAUACUGCAUUACCUCCCCUAUCAGACAUAACCCUGCAUACUGCAUUACCUCCCCUAUCAGACAUAACCAUGCAUACUGCAUUACCUCCCCUAUCAGUCAUAACCAUGCAUACAUACUGCAUUACCGCCCCUAUCAGACAUAACCAUGCAUACAUACUGCAUUACCUCCCCUAUCAGACAUAACCAUGCAUACUGCAUUACCUCCCCUAUCAGACAUAACCAUACAUACUGCAUUACCUCCCCUAUCAGACAUGUUAGUCUGUGUAGGCUCUUUCUGUGUCCUCACGUCCUCUCUUCUCACCUCCCUCUAACUGGAGGAGAAGAUCCGAGGUCCCUCCCCUGAGACCUUCUCUCCUCCAAUGCGUUUUGAGAAGGAGGCAAGGAGUGAGGACGCGGGGAAUCGAGGAAAGACAGUUGAGAAAGAGCCGUUGAAUGUGGCAAGCCACACCACUGAGGGACUGCAUGUGACAGACGGGUAGAACGACAGGCAGGCAGACAGACAGAGACAGUGAUACUUAGGAAUACAGAGACAGACAGAAAUACUCAUCAGCACUUCUACUAUUAUCAGAAGAAUGAGUGGGAGAAAGAAGAUUAUUAUCACAGACUAUGGCAUUAAGGUGACGGCUGUAAUUACUGAGCACUCCACUCAUAAUGCCACUCCUCAGUGACUCUGUGUGUUCCUUUAUACCUCUGUUCUAACAAUAACUGGCCCUCUAUUUAACUCUACCUUGGUCCGUGAUCAGGUGGGAACUCGACCGGAGGCUGAAUUCAGUCAAACCUAAGAAUCAUUCACAAUCUCAGUCAUAUAUGCUCUAUCUAAUCAGUCAUCAGAUUACAUGAAAUGUACUGUUGUACAUUGCUUUGACACACGUGUGCGCACACACACAAGCACUCACGCGCACACACACACACACACACACACACACACACACACAGAACAAAGCGUGUCUGUUAUCAACAGAUCGCUGUAUCAAGACAUCACAGGUCAAUGCAGUAGUCAGUUAGAUACAGAGAGGCGUGAGGUGAGAUUGAAAAACGCCACACUGGACGAGUCAUCACUAUUGGCAUGGCAACCUUUCAGCUACAGAGGCGGCCUCAGCGGUUUGCACUUCCCACGCUAGUACCUUUUUAAUAAUAACAAUACAUUUUAUUUCUAUAGUGCUGUUCAUUUAAAAGGCAAACAACACAAAGUGCUUUACAUUACAAAGACAUAACACCUCUUGAACAGUUUGUCAUUCUGACAUGUUUGUCCAUUCAGUGUGUUGACUCACUUGACUAAAACAGUCGUGUUAAAGUUAUGAUUUCUUCUUAUGUUGUAUCGUUUCUUGACACACUUGCUUACUAUUACAUGUUGUGUUAACAGCAACUUUGUAAUGUACUGAAAUGCUACGUAAGAAAAUAAUGGUGAAAUGCUGCGUCAGAAAAUACAUAUGAAAUGUAGCCGUAUCUUAAGGUUUUUGAUACUCUUUAAUCAAAUGUGUCUCAGUGAAGUUGAGUUGUAGUGUUUUCAUCAUAACAUGUCAACCGCAGGGCCCAUGGACCCUAGUCCAAAAGUAGUGCGCUAUAGGGGAAAAGUGCUAAUUGGGACUUAGUCUUAGAGUCGAGGGAAAUCGAUUCAUUUAUUUAUCUGUUUGGCAGUGACGAUGCAUUUCACAAUUUAUGUGGUGCUGUUGCACCAGGGCCUUGUUCAGUAGGGGCAGGGGAGGAAAUAAGCGUUCUCAUUGUUCAGUAGGGGCAGGGGAGGAAAUAAGUGUUCUCAUUGUUCAGUAGGGGCAGGGGAGGAAAUAAGUGCUCUCAUUGUUCAGUAGGGGCAGGGGAGGAAAUAAGCGUUCUCAUUGUUCAGUAGGGGCAGGGGAGGAAAUAAGCGUUCUCAUAUUUCAGUAAGGGCAGGGGAGGAAAUAAGCGUUCUCAUUGUUCAGUAGGGGCAGGGGAGGAAAUAAGCGUUCUCAUUGUUCAGUAGGGGCAGGGGAGGAAAUAAGCGUUCUCAUUGUUUAGUAGGGGCAGGGGAGGAAAUAAGUGUUCUCAUUGUUCAGUAGGGGCAGGGGAGGAAAUAAGCGUUCUCAUUGUUCAGUAGGGGCAGGGGAGGAAAUAAGCGUUCUCAUUGUAGUAGCUCCUCUGUUUGAAAAUGUUUUCUCUUUUGUGUCCACUGAAUUAGAAAGUUAGAAAGAGUUGGCUGUCAAGCUAAUUUCCCUCAGCAGGAAAAUACAACCAUACAGCCAUAAAACAGUGUAGCAGCACACACACGUACAUACACAUACAUACAUACAUACACACACACACACACCCUAGACUAGAUGAGUAACUGUUGUGGUCUCUGAUUGCAGGAUGGACUUUGAUGACGAGGAUGGGGAAGGACCUAGUAAAUUUUCAAGGUAAGAACAGUGAAAGAUGGCCCACUGAUAUUUCCAUGUACUAAGAGUCAGUCUCAUUGUCGUAACAAAUAACUAUUUCUAUGAGAAGCAGUCAAGUUCUAGACUUGAAGUUGGUGUUAUGAUGAGUGAUUAUUAUACAGAAUUCCAUAUUUUGUACAAUCUCUCCUUGUUGUCAUCUUAGUGCUUAUGGACAUUCAAUCACAUUUACCAAACCCAUUGUUUCAUAUUUUCAAGCGUUUUUAUCAUUUUUGAUCAGUUUAACAACUUUUUUUGUUCCUCAAAAGCAGCUUCAGCUCUCGUUCCACCCACAGGCAUUCUCUCACGUUUUGUUUUUCUCCAACGUGUGGUUUUUCCUCUCUAUUCUGUGUUCUCUCAGAUUUAUCAAGAGUUCUCUGGCAGCAGUGGUCUCUUUUAGUGGAGUGGAGACAAUGCCCUCUGCUGGGGAGAGGAUAAACUACAACAGCAUGUUUUAUAUAAUGAGAAACGCACUACUUACUACCUCUACCACAUUACUAAGUCUCUCAUUUUAAAGCUGAUGAGAAGAGCCUACCAAGCAACCAGAGCAUAUUUACAAAAAAUACCACAUUGAUAAAUUGUGGGCUUUUGUUGCAGACAUCCAGCAUGUCACAGCUUAUUAUAAAUAGUGUUCUCACACACCUUCUGAAAGUCUCUUGUCACUUUAUUCCUUACCAGGCCAUGGAGAGUCCCAUGUUGACAUGUUACUCCAUACCUUACCAGGGCAUGGAGAGUCCCAUGUUGACUUGUUACUCCAUACCUUACCAGGCCAUGGAGAGUCCCAUGUUGACAUGUUACUUCAUUCCUUACCAGGCCAUGGAGAGUCCCAUGUUGACAUGUUACUUCAUUCCUUACCAGGCCAUGGAGAGUCCCAUGUUGACAUGUUACUUCAUUCCUUACCAGGCCAUGGAGAGUCCCAUUUUGACAUGUUACUCCAUACCUUACCAGGCCAUGGGAAGUCCCAUGUUGACUUGUUACUCCAUACCUUACCAGGCCAUGGGGAGUCAAAUUUUUCAAGUUUCAUUUUGACUGCACACAAAAUAUACAUAGUACUUGAUUGCCCUCUAGAUGUGACCAAAACGGACUAUGUUUCUAACAAUACUUAGCAGCUCUCCCCUGUCUAAUCCACUCUAGUAAGGGCACUCCCUAGACCUUCUUAGAGUCCAGAGAGUACCGAGCCCAUAUGGCUCUGGUCAAAAGUAGUGCACUACAAAGGGAAUAGUUAGCACUUUUACAGCCACUUAAUACAACGCAUGGACAUUUUCUGCCAGAACACCCAUUACCUGUCCUGUGCAUGUCGCUCUCAUCAAAAUAUCAACCUCUUUUUAAAGACCAUAAAUAGCAUGUGUAUCAUUCUAAUUCUACAUGUGUGUCAUCCCAUGUUCAGGCUACUGUGUUAGGGUGUGUUCAGGCUACUGUGUUAGGGUGUGUUCAGGCUACUGUGUUCAGGCUACUGUGUUAGGGUGUAUUCAGGCUACUGUGUUCAGGCUACUGUGUUAGGGUGUGUUCAGGCUACCAUGUUCAGGCUACUGUGUUAGGGUGUGUUCAGGCUACCAUGUUCAUGCUGUGUUCAUGCUACCAUGUUCAGGGUAUUGUGUUCAGUCUACCCUCUCAGGCUACUGUUCUCAGGCUACUGUUCUCAGGUUACUGUGUUCAGGCUACCUGUUUAGGCUACCGUGUUCAGGCUACUGUGUUAGGGUGUGUCAGGCUACCCUCGUUAUGCUACUGUGUUCAGGUGUUUGCGUCUCAGUGAGUGGUGUCCCAGGUGUUACAUGCUGUGUUUCUUCUCUGCUCCUCUCUCUAGGUAUGAUGAUGAUCAGAUACCUGGUGAUCAUAAGGAGAGAUAUGCCAGGUAGGCCUGGCCUGCUAGAGCUCCACAGGAUUUCACUGACUCACCCAACCUCCCAGGGCUUGACUAAAACACUUACCUAACGUUUACAGAGGCACCAGGUUACACCUGCUCUUUUCACCAGUGAAUAAAACACUACAUGCAUUUUUUAAAAACACUAACUGUUAGGAAUGGAUAAAAGGCCGUUGUUAAAUAUGAUGUUUUUAGAGUUGUCUUUCAUUCCUUAAUGCAUAUGUCAGGUGUAACUGUCAUUUCAAACAGGCAGCCAAGCACUGAGUGAAUUUGGCCCACAGAGCUAUGGAGACUUGGAUAGAAUACGGUCAAAAGGAAAGCCUAAAUGCCCAGAGACUUCAGAUGGCAAUUACCCAGCAGGCUCAAUCUGUCACAUUUACAGCAAUGUUGAUUAAUGUGCAAGUCAAAUUCAAGUAAAUCACACCAAUUAAAAAAUCUAUCAAAGCUCCCUAAUUUAUAUUAGUAACUCUGAGUACAAACAUAAUCUUCAUAAUUUACAAUUUAUUAAUCUGACAUUUUAUUCAUAAUUCAUAUUCCUAAAUUAUUUAUGGCAUCAGACCUCUGCUAUGGAAAUGAAGGUUGUUUCCCAAAUGGCACCCUAUUCAGUUAGUGCUGACUCAAAAAAGGCUCGUAUGGAAACCAUCUAUUUGGGACAUAGAAAUACAAUGCCUUCAGGAAGUAUUCACACCCCUUGACUUUUUCCACAUUUUGUUGUGUGUCAGCCUGAAUAAAAAAUUGGAUUCAAUUUAGAUGUUUUUGUCACUGGCCUACACACAAUACCUCAUAAUGUCUAAAUUUGUACAAAUUAAUAAAAAAUGAAAAGCUGAAAUGUCUUGAGUCAAUAAGUAUUCAACCCCUUUCUUAUGGCAAGCCUAAAUAAGUUCAGGAGUAAACAUUUGUCACAUAAGUUGUAUGGACUCACUCUGUCUGCAAUAAUAGUUUUUAAGAUUAUUUUGGAAUGACUACCUCUGUACCCCACACAUACAAUUUUCUGUAAGGUCGCUCAGUCAAGAAGUGAAUUUCAAACACAUAUUCAACCACAAAGACCACAGAGGUUUUCCAAUGCCUAGCAAAGAAGGGCACCUAUUGGUAGAUGGGUAAAAAAUUAAGUAGACAUUGAAUAUUCCUUUGGGCAUGUUGAAGUUAUUCAUUACACUUUAGAUGGUGUAUCAAUACACCCAGUCACUACAAAGAUACAGGUAUCCUUCCUAACUCAGUUGCCGGAGAGGAAGGAAACCGCUCAUGGAUUUCACCAUGAGGCCAAUGGUGACUUUAAAACAGAGUUUAAUGGCUGUGAUAGGAGAAAACUGAGGAUGGAUCAACAACAUUGUAGUUACUCCACAAUACUAACCUAAUUGACAGAAUGAAAAGAAGGAAGCUUGUACAGAAUACAAAUAUUCAAAAACAUGCAUCCUGUUUUCAACAAGGCACUUAAAUAAUACUGCAAAAAAAUGUGGCAAAGCAAUUCACUUUUUGUCCUGCAUACAAAGUGUUAAGUUUGGGGCAAAUCCAAUACAACACAUUACUGAGUACCACUUUCCAUAUUUUCAAGCAUAGUGGUGGCUGCAUCAUGUUAUGGGUAUGCUUGUAAUCUGAAUGAAUGGCGCUAAGCACAGGCAAAAUCCUAGAGGAAAACCUGGUUCAGUCGGCUUUCCACCAGACACUGGGGGAAGAUAUAUUAGUGUGUUAUUUUUCAUGAAUUAUUUUACAAAUGUUUCUUCCACUUUGACAUUACCAAGUAUUUUGUUUAGAUCUUUGGAAAAAAAUGACAAUUCAUUUUAAUCCCACUUUGUAACAACAAAAUGUGGAAAAAGUCAAGGGGUAUGAAUACUUUCUGAAGGCACUGUACGUUAUUCACACAUUACUUUCAUGAUCAAAGAAAUGAACAUAGAACUUGAGGACCCGUCUAUCCGUAGCUCAGAGAUUGUGUUCUGGUCUGCUGUGUUCAUUAAUCCCUGUAUGUUCUUUAGAUCCUCAGAAGACAAAACUCAAACCCUGAAAAGCAACAGAAUGACUUCUCUUCUCCUAACUUACCUUCAGUCUUCUCUAGUACAGAGCAUUAUGGUUCUUAUGUAUAGUAUGUAUACGUACUGUAUCUCCAAGAAUGGCUGACAAUGAGUUCAGUUUAAGUAAAAGUGUGUAUCCAGCCAUAGGUAGGUGUUGAACAACCAAGUUUGAAGUCGGUUCACUAGAAGUUUGCCUUAUUGCACCAAAACUAACACACUAAGCUUUUAACACCCAAAGCUCCAAUUCAAACCAAUGGAGGCAAAUUAUUUUGUUGGCAGCCCAUCCUGCCUAAGCACUGCUAGAGGAAACACUGGUAUAUGCUGAUGGUAGUCACUGGAUGGUCAUGUUAGAAAGGACAGCCCUCUGAUCUGCAGCUGUGUCCUAACCCCCCUGACCACCAGCGACUCCUCCCCCUUUGUGUCUAACUCCUCCUCUCUGUUCCAGAGAGAACCACAGCGAGAUAGAGCGGCGUCGCCGUAACAAGAUGACGCAGUACAUCACGGAGCUGUCGGACAUGGUGCCCACAUGCAGCGCUCUGGCCCGCAAGCCAGACAAGCUGACUAUCCUCCGCAUGGCCGUGUCCCACAUGAAGUCCAUGAGAGGGACCGGGAACACGUCCACUGACGGGGCGUACAAGCCCUCGUUCCUGACCGAACAGGUAUUAUAGGUGGGGGUGACGAAGGCCGCGUUCCAGGCUGACUACAUUGCAGACGACUACCAGAUCUCACAGGGUGUUUAAGCUAACCGCAUCGUAUGAAAUAGCAAUCUGAUGCCCGACUGCGCUGUCUAUGACAUGGCACACGACCAUUGGUUGAUGCCAUGCAAUGACUGCAAUGUAGUCGGCCUGGAACACGACCAAUGUGUGUGUGUGUGUUUUGUGGGUGGGUUGGUCAUGGGGGCUGAUGUGCGCGCACGUGUGUGUGUGCGUUUUGCGUGUGUGUGUGUGUGUGUGUGAGUAAUUUAGCAGGGUCUACAAACCCUCCUCCUCACCAAACAGGUAAUAAUAAAACAACUUUAUUUGUAUAGCACAUUUCAUACAUAGACCGCAACUCAAGGUGCUGUACAUAAUAAAAUAGUAAUAAUAGUCAUUAAAAAGUAAACAAUAAAAAGACAGUAACAUAGAAGGCAAUAAAAGCAGCAGAAAAUGAAUACAAACACAUAGGAAUUAGAAAUGAAAAAAUAAGGGGGAAUAAUGCCCGACUAGUACAAAGCCAAACUGAAAAGGUGAGUCUAUGAACUGGUUUUGUUCUGUUCUCUUUGACUCUACAUUUGGGUUCUGUACGUUGGGGUCUGCUCAUCUGUGCAGCUCUACGAGUGAUAUCAGCUGACACAAUUUCCUGUCAGCAUAUUGAUCUUAUCAAUUUGAAAAAAUUAAAUAAAGCUUUUGCAGGCUGUCUGUCAUGCCCCCUGCCUCUGCCCUUGGUGUGUGUGUCUGUUUGUCCCAGAUUUUCACCAAUGGUAUGUCAAUCAAUACUGUAUAUCCCUCAUCUUUACUGUGACGUGUGUUUCUGCUCUGCCGUCACACACGUGUGUGUUCUGUUUCUCUUUUCUCUUCUCGUCUAAUAGGAGUUGAAGCACCUGAUCCUGGAGGCGGCCGACGGCUUCCUGUUUGUGGUCGCCGCGGAGACGGGCCGCGUGAUCUACGUGUCUGACUCGGUGACGCCGGUGCUCAACCACCCGCAGUCGGAGUGGUUCGGCAGCACGCUGUAUGAGCAGGUGCAUCCUGACGACGUGGACAAGCUCCGGGAACAGCUCAGCACCUCAGAGAACUCCAUGACA